AUGACUACCUGCAUAAGCGCCAUCGAGGUUAACGAUAUCCGCUUCCCAACCUCGCGCUUCCUGCACGGCUCAGACGCCAUGAAUCCUGAUCCCGACUAUUCCGCCGCUUACUGCACCAUCAGAACAUCAGACGACACGCUCUAUGGAUGUGGACUUACCUUCACCAUUGGACGUGGUACAGAAUUAUGUGUGGCCGCAAUUCAGGCGUUAGCACCCAGAGUUAUCGGCCUUAAACUGGACGACAUCGAAGCAGACCUCGCGGGAUUCUGGAGGUCAAUUGUAGGUGACAGCCAGCUGCGAUGGCUGGGGCCCGAAAAAGGUGUUGUGCAUCUGGCUGCGGCAGCUGUGGUCAACGGAGUCUGGGACUUACUCGCAAAACGCGCGGACAAACCUCUGUGGCGCUACCUGACCGAUAUGUCGCCGGAACAGUUGGUCAGUGCCGUCGACUUUACCAACAUCCGCGAUGUUAUGGACGCUGAUCGAGCACUGGAUAUUCUCAAGCAACAAUUGCCGCAUAAAGAGGCACGUAUCCAAGAACUUGCCAGAAUAGGUCACCCUGCCUACACAACUUCAGCGGGGUGGCUUGGCUAUCCUGAUGAGCAGAUAGAAAAACUCGCACGGCAGGCAGCGGCUGAAGGGUGGCGAGCCAUUAAAAUUAAGGUUGGCCGGGACCUACAGGACGAUAUUCGCCGCUGCGCUCUGAUCAGGAAAAUACUGGGCGACGACCUGCUACUCAUGAUCGAUGCCAAUCAGGUCUGGGAAGUAGACCAGGCCAUUGACUGGGUUAAUACGUUGGCACCCUACAAACCACAUUGGAUCGAAGAACCGAUAAAUCCUGACGACAUCCUCGGCCACGCAAGAAUCAAACAAGCCGUCGCACCGAUAAAAGUUGCCACUGGGGAACACUGCCACAAUCGGAUCAUGUUCAAACAAUUUCUGCAGGCGGACGCCAUCGACUUUGUACAGAUUGACGCUUGCCGCCUGGGCGGAGUCAAUGAAGUACUUGCCGUCCUCCUGAUGGCGGCAGCCUAUGACAAACCCGUCUGCCCACAUGCAGGCGGGGUCGGCCUAUGCGAAUACGUUCAACACCUUUCAUACUUUGACACUAUUGCCAUAUCGGGCGGCAACAACGGACAGAUGAUUGAACAUGCCGGCCAUCUUCACGAGCAUUUCAUUGAUCCAAUCAGGAUCAGCAACGGGCACUACGUAAUGCCGGAGUUGCCUGGCUACAGCGUUGAAAUGCACGCGGAAAGUAUUCGGACAUACGAAUUUCCAAACGGGAGCGACUAUGGCUGGCUGUCACCUGCUGACAAGGUGUUGUACCGCGACUAUCUGCCUCCGGACCUUACACCAAUGCUUACGACACAUCAGAUUGAUGCAAGCAUUGUUGUGCAGGCGGCACCCACUGUUGAUGAGAGCAGAUUUCUCUUAAAACUCGCAGAAGCUUCAAACACCAUAGCGGGCGUAGUGGGUUGGGUUGAUAUGACCUCUGCAGAAGCAGUAAACGACUUGGAAGCGCUUUCAGAACACACCGCUUUUCUAGGCAUAAGGCCGAUGAUUCAAGACAUCGAGGACAGGGAUUGGAUGCUCAGCGAUGUUUUGCACCCAUCUUUUAAGAAGCUGCAAUCUCUGCAACUCACGUUCGAUGCUUUGGUGACGCCGGUUCAUUUGAGUUAUCUGCUUGAGUUAUUGCACCGCUAUCCCGAUAUGAAAACAGUGAUUGAUCAUGGCGCCAAGCCGGAUAUCGCAGCUGGCAACUUUCAGCUCUGGACUAAGGAUAUGAAACUGAUCGCAGAACAGACGAACGCCUACUGCAAGGUAUCCGGCUUGAUUACUGAGGCUGGCCCAAAGUGGUGCGACGAAGAUAUCUAUCCCGUUAUGGACCAGCUCUACAACUGGUUUGGUCCGCGCAGACUGAUCUGGGGCAGCGACUGGCCGGUGCUGAAUCUUGCAGGUAAUUACGAUCGCUGGUGGCGCUGCAUGAGCCAUUGGCUCGAACAAUUUCCACAGGAGGAGAGAGACCAGAUCAUGGGUACAAAUGCUGCAGAGUUUUACCUUAGCACUCAGGGUAUUGGCCGCGCAACCGCGGCAGCCUUUCAUGCCAACGGCGCCUGCGUCAUCGCAACGGAUAUCAACCCGGAACUGCUUGCAGCGCUGCAGAAUGAAUUUCCGGACAUGCGUUGCGAGCAAAUGGAUGUAACCAGCAGCGUCGACAUUUCCGCAGUUGCCUCGAAAUAUCCGGAUAUCGAUAUAUUGUUCAACUGUGCAGGGUUCGUAGAUCACGGCAGCUUGCUAGAAACAGAAGAAGACGCGCUGUCUCGCUCGUUCGAUCUCAAUGUGAUUUCCAUGUAUCGCACUAUCAAACAAUGGCUACCCAACAUGCUCUCAAAGGGGCGUGGGUCAAUUGUCAAUAUGUCCUCGGUGGCUUCUUCAGUUAGCGGCGUACCUGAUCGAUUUAUCUACGGCACAACCAAGGCAGCCGUGAUUGGCUUAACUAGAUCGAUUGCCGCUGAUUUUGUACAACAUGCAGAAAUUGCUGCACUGGCAGUUUACCUCGCCAGCGACGAAGCCAGCUUCACAACAGGCACCACCCACGUCAUCGACGGUGGAUGGUCAAAUUAG
Molecule: messenger RNA, 2622 nt
Organism: Symbiodinium necroappetens
Lineage: Eukaryota; Dinophyceae; Suessiales; Symbiodiniaceae
Source: the annotation of a GenBank genome assembly